Molecule: messenger RNA, 3665 nt
Organism: Paralichthys olivaceus (Japanese flounder)
Lineage: Eukaryota; Metazoa; Chordata; Actinopteri; Pleuronectiformes; Paralichthyidae
Gene: ctnnal1
Product: catenin (cadherin-associated protein), alpha-like 1
Biological process (GO): cell adhesion; Rho protein signal transduction
Molecular function (GO): actin filament binding; cadherin binding
Source: RefSeq, a predicted model, not a curated record
UGUGUGUGGUUGCCCACAGUGGUGUGCUGCAGUCCGCUCUCCGUCGUAGUUGAGUAAACUACACGGACAUUAGCGGCCGCAGCGGCUCAGCCACCGAGCCGGAGUGAAUUAAAGCCGCUCGAUAAACGACCGUGUGACCGAGUGAGAGAGAGAGAACCCCCCGGUGCGUAACAGCGAGUCCUCCUCACCACUUCUGCGGUCACAGAGGGACCAGGCUCCGGGUGAACGGAGUUGUAGUGACCGUGAAACACUGAGCGCCAGACGGGGGAGAGAGAGAGAGAGAGCUCGGCGGGAAUGGCUUCAUCUCCGUGCGGCAACAGCAACUUCGAUUCCGGUCUGGAAAUCAAAACUCGCUCGGUGGAGCAGACGCUUAUUCCUUUAGUAUCCCAGAUCACCACUCUGAUCAACCAUAAAGACAAGCCCAAGAAGUCUGAGCGCACCCUGGCAGCCAUACACAGGGUGGGCCAGGCAGUGAGUGUGGCGGUGGGACGCUUUGUUGCUGUUGGGGAAGCCAUCGCCACUGAGAACCAAGAGCUGAAGGAUGAAAUGGGCCAAGCCUGCUUCGAGGCACGCAGAGCAGGUGAUGCCAUAGCCCAGCUGACAGAUGUGGGAUCGGUGUUGCCCUCCCAGUCAGAUGGAUGUGUCACCGUGUUCAGUGAUAGGACAGGGAUGGUGAAAGCUGCGCGCUUGCUCCUCUCUUCAGUCACUAAAGUGCUGGUGUUAGCUGACCGCAUCGUUAUCAAACAGAUAAUCACAUCACGGAACAAGGUCCUGGUAACCCUUGACCAUCUGGAAAGAGUCAGCACCUUCCAGGAAUUUGUUCAGAUUUUCAGCCAGUUUGGCAACGAGAUGGUGGAGUUCGCCCACCUCACUGGAGACAGACAGAACGACUUGAAGGAUGAGAAGAAGAAAGCGCGGAUGGCAGCAGCCAGAGCGGUGCUGGAGAAAUGCACUAUGAUGCUCCUCACAGCCUCCAAGACUUGCCUGAGGCACCCAGAUUGCGAGUCGGCUCGCAUCAACAAAGACGCAGUGUUCCACCGAAUGCGCUGUGCCCUGGAGCAAGUCAUCGAGAUAGUCACAGAAGCACGGAGCUGUGGGGAGAACAAGAUCCUUCCUGCCAGCAUCUACAACGGCAUCAAGGACUUCAAGUCCAGUGUGGAGUGCCUGCGGGAGAACCUGUACUCCUCAUCACCCCAGAGCGUGGGCAGCCAGCUGGAGGCGUUGGUGGAGCGGACAGAGGAUUUCACAGACUCGGCCUACACCAGCCACGAGCAGCGGCAGGCCAUCCUCAGCGUGUGCCAGCUGGCGCGCCAGGACACUCAGCAGCUGAUGAACGCCUGGAUUGAGGCGCAGUCUGUCCACGCCAAAGAGGCCACGGAGGACAUGGAGGUGGCCAUCCUGAAGACAUGCCAGAGCGUCAGUGAACUCAGACGUGAGCUCCAUAAAGUGGCCGUCGGUCGUGCCUCAGACCUGCUGAAAGUUCACGGAGAGCAGUUGCCUCUGCGGGCCCUGAAAGCCGCAGGGGCCGAGGGAAACCUUGAGGCAGUGGCUGAAUAUUCGCGCACACUCACCGAGCAGAAGGAGCAACUGGUGGAGACCUGUCGGCUGUUGUGCCAUGUGUCUGGGAGUGAGCCUCUGGAGAUCACCUGUGUACACGCUGAGGAGACCUUCCAUGUCAUUGGUCCACAGAUCAUGUCGGCAGCUCAGACGCUGGCCCUCCACCCGUCCAGUAAGAUCGCCAAGGAGAACCUGGAGGUGUUCUGCGAGGCCUGGGAGUCGCAGCUCUGCGACAUGGCCCUGCUACUGAGAGAGAUCAAUGAUGUCUUUGAAGGCAGACGAGGAGACAAAAGACCUUAUUUGUCACUUCCCAGACCCGGGAAACACUUGGUUAACUUGAAGACUGCCAAGGCUGUCAAGUUGGAUGCGGAGGAGCAAACAAGUAUGGCCAAGCUGGGCCUGGAGAUCCGUCUGCUGUCAUCAGACGUGGACACAGAGGUGGAAAAGUGGGAGGAACAAGAACAUGACAUUGUCCGGCAGAGCCAAAGCUUGGCCAGUAUGGCCUACAACAUGUACCUGUUCACCAGAGGGGAGGGGCUGCUGAAAACAACACUGGAUCUUUUUCAUCAAGCUGAGGUUCUUUCUGAAGAGGGGCUCCAGCUGUGCACAGCGCUCCGCACGUUUUCUACUCAGCUGGUUGAUGAGGAAAAGUCUGCGGUGAUGACAGAGAUGGAGAAACUGGUGGCAUUGUGCCAGCAGCUGCAGAUGGGGGCCAAAACUCCUGUACAGGGCAAGACUGCCACCUUCCAGAAGGUGGACUCAUCCAUUCAGACGACGAGAGGCAUCUUGGCUGUGGUUCUCUCCCUCCUCCCAUUCUGUAACAAGCUCAAUAAAAAGUACAAGUCAGAGAGAAGUAGCCUGGGGUCCCCGCAUGACUGGAGAGAGAGGCAGGAUGCGUCCACACCUGUCAAAGAGGAGGGAGCUCUCAACAGCAUGAGCAGCAACGGCUUUGGUGUCAAGUCACUGGAGCAGCACAUGGCCGGUCUCAACCUGCUGGAGAGCAAAUAAUCCAGGAAACAGUCGCCCACUGAUUUGUAGACUAUUCUCCCUCGGAGCAGCACAUAGACCAACUCACCUUUCUGGAGAACGUGUAAUCCAGGAAAUACUUUACUCCCCUCAUCCUCAUUCACCCACCACAAAGUGGGCCAGCUUUGGGUUAGUUUGUAUUUGCUGCCUGGAGGGUGAAUUUAUAAGGUUUACAGAAAUAGCAGCUCAAAGCUCUCUGUGCCCGGAGGGUAGUUUGUAACCUGAAGCACCAGUUCCACCCCAAUCCACAAGAUGGAGACAAUCAGCUAACAGUAAGACUUUGCCAUCAGUAUCAAGCCUUUUCUUGCACAAGCCUGAUUAUUGCAAUCACUCUUCAUUAAGUUGAUAAACUGUUGGUGAACCAGGAAGGAAGUCCACUUAAUGUUCAGCUCGGCCAUACAUACGUCUUCACCACGUGCCUCUGUGUAAGAAGCCUGUUUGCUUUGUGGUGUACUGUAAACGUGUUGCACGUUUGCCGUUUGCAUGAUGUCAUCGUCACCAAACCCUUGUGUUCCAGUCUCAUAUGAUUAUUGUGCCAUAGGCUUGUAAUGUUGAUACUUGUUAUGUAAUUUUAGCCAUUGUUGUACAUUCUGUCCUCGAUGCACUAUAGUCAGCAUCUCAUGUGCAUAAUUACUGCAUAGUUAAGUAUUUUAAAAGUGAAUUACACUGUAUGAUUAAUAUCUAAUUUUUAUAGGAUAUAGACCAUCCUCCAUGUGCCAUGUUAGGAAACGCAAAGAAUAAAACACAAUUUAAUGCCAAAUAUGAUUGUUCACAUCAAGACACUCAGAUCUUUAGCUUGCUACUAGUAUGAAACGUAAAAGCUCUUAGUCCUCCAGUGUUAAUUACUGGACACAUUUUUAUUUAACCCUGGUUUCUCGGCUGCUUAAGAUUAAUCUCAUCAUGAGAUGCUUUAGGACCUUACGUUAUUAAGUUCCCGGUCUUGUCAAACCACAUUCUGUGUCAAUAAUUCUCAUUUUCUCACAAGAGAUGACAGAUAAUUCUGAACUGGCACCGGUGUCUAACAGAGCCUUGAAGUGUACUUGUUAUGAAGACUAUCAUUGUGAAGCUGCCUAUGUAUUGAG